UUCCUAGGGAGCCUUUUCCAGGCAAGAACAAAGCAUCUGGCUGUGGGCUCUCUGGGACAGAGCAGAGGGCGUGUGGAUCUUGCUGAGGACAGCUAGCCUUCUCUGAGACCCUCGACAGGACAGAGGACAGGGGAGGAAGAGCCAUCAGGGAGGCCCAACCCCCAGAAGCUCCUCACAGGCAGCACUCAAAACCAGUGAAGUUUGGGAACUUAUUGAUCUCCAGCCGGUCUAUUGAGAAACAGUCAGACCUAUUUUCAUGGAGACCAGGGACUCUGACGAUUUGGAAAAGCCCCAGAAAAAAUCGAUGAGUGGUUCAGGGGUUAUUGAUGAACCAGCCCGGGUGAAACCUGAGUUACUCGUGGAAGAAGAAAUGACGCCCUCCGCUGACCAGAUCCAAAACAAAGAAGCCCGUUACCGCACCCAAAUUCAGAGAAACUCUGUCUUCAAUCACGCUGUGAAACACAGAAGCAAAAGCAAAAGCCGGACCCCCGAACCCAACGCUGGGCACCUGUCAGAUCCACUGGAAAAUGGAAAAUCGGUACAAGAGCCCCUGACCUUGAAUUUACCCCAGAGUGGAACACGUCUUUGGCGAAUACCAACACAGACAGACUCAGAAGCCAAGAGAACAAGCGAGUCGUCCUCCAGCCCAGGAAAUGGGGCCACGCCCGAGGAGUGCCCGGCGCUGGCCGACAGCCCCACCACACUCACCGACGCCCUGCGGAUGAUCCACCCCAUUCCCGCCGACUCCUGGAGGAAUCUCAUCGAACAAAUAGGGCUCCUGUAUCAGGAAUACCGAGAUAAAUCGACCCUUCAGGAAAUUGAAACCAGGAGGCAGCAGGAUGCAGAAAUACAAGCUAAUGUCCACAGUUCCCCAGCCAGCGAGGAGACUCCAGAGGAAGAAGAGGAAGAAGAGGAGCCCGCCAGCUUGCCAGAGAGGAAGGCUCUGCCCCAGAUCUGCCUGCUCAGCAACCCCCACUCCAAGUUCAACCUCUGGCAGGAUCUCCCUGAGAUCCAGAGCAGCGGGGUGUUGGACAUCCUCCAGCCCGAGGAGAUCAAACUGCAGGAGGCCAUGUUCGAGCUGGUCACUUCCGAGGCCUCCUACUACAAAAGCCUGAGCCUGCUGGUGUCCCACUUCGUGGAGAACGAGCGGCUGAAGAAGAUCCUGCACCCGUCCGAGGCGCACAUCCUCUUCUCCAACGUCCUAGACGUCAUGGCCGUCAGCGAGCGGUUCCUCCUGGAGCUGGAGCACCGGAUGGAAGAGAACAUCGUCAUCUCGGACGUGUGUGACAUCGUGUACCAUUACGCGGCCAACCACUUCUCCGUGUACAUCACCUACGUCAGCAACCAGACCUACCAGGAGAGGACCUACAAGCAGUUGCUCCAGGAGAAGGCAGCCUUUCGAGAGCUGAUUGCGCAGCUGGAACUGGACCCCAAGUGCAAGGGGCUGCCCCUCUCCUCCUUCCUCAUCCUGCCUUUCCAGAGGAUCACGCGCCUCAAGCUGUUGGUUCAGAACAUCCUGAAGAGAGUGGAGGAAAGGUCCGAGCAUGAAUGCACCGCCUUGGACGCCCACAAAGAGCUGGAACUGGUGGUAAAAGCAUGCAACGAGGGCGUCAGGAAAAUGAGCCGCACGGAGCAAAUGAUCAGCAUUCAGAAGAAGAUGGAGUUCAAGAUCAAGUCGGUGCCCAUCAUCUCCCACUCCCGCUGGCUGCUGAAGCAGGGCGGGCUGCAGCAGAUGUCAGGCCCCAAGACGUCCCGAACCCUGCGGACCAAGAAGCUCUUCCAGGAAAUUUACCUCUUCCUCUUCAACGACCUGCUGGUGAUCUGCCGGCAGGUCCCUGGAGACAAGUACCAGGUGUUUGACUCGGCCCCACGGGGCCUGCUCCGCGUAGAGGAACUGGAGGACCAGGGCCAGACGCUGGCCAACGUGUUCAUCCUGCGGCUGCUGGAGAACUCCGACGACCGGGAGGCCACCUACAUGCUGAAGGCGUCCUCUCAGAGUGAGAUGAAGCGCUGGAUGACCUCACUGGCCCCCAACCGGAGAACCAAGUUUGUUUCCUUCACAUCCCGGCUGCUGGACUGCCCCCAGGUCCAGUGCGUGCACCCGUACGUGGCCCAGCAGCCCGAUGAGCUGACGCUGGAGCUGGCAGACAUUCUGAACAUCCUGGAAAAGACAGAAGACGGGUGGAUCUUUGGUGAGCGUCUGCACGACCAGGAGAGAGGCUGGUUCCCCAGCAACAUGACUGAGGAAAUCUUGAAUCCCAAGAUCCGGUCCCAGAACCUCAAGGAAUGUUUCCGUGUCCACAAAAUGGAUGACCCUCAGCGCAGCCAGAAUAAGGACCGCAGGAAGUUGGGCAGCCGAAAUCGGCAAUGACCCCCAGCUCCCAGCCUGGUGGAGGGAUGUGGGCCGGUGGGAGCAGGGCCUGGCAGGCAAACCCACGGACGGUGGAGGGCCGCGGGGGGAAGGUGACCUUGUGCAGGAGUCACCCCCACCCCUCAUCCCUUCCACGUGGUGAGUGCUCAUGUGUCUUAGCCCCUCGCUCACAAACUGGAAAAAGGGUGCCCACGUCUUUCUUCUGAUGCAUUUGUAAAUGGGAAAGUGUAUUUUAAACAGUAUUAUACCUCCUCUCCCUCUUAUCUCUUAGAGGGGGUGGCAGGGGACUGGCAUGCUCCAGGGGCCUUCCCAGGCACUGGAAGCCCCAGACCCAGGGUGUCCCUGGCCGAGGGCAGGUGCAAAGGUGAUGAUUGUCAUGACCCCCUGCACGUGUCCUUCUCUGCCCUGGAAGCCAUUAGAAUCCGCCAGGUGUGCAGAUGGACUGCCUUUGCCCCAUGAGCUUGAUGAACAGCCCUCGGUCUCUAAUUCACAAGACUGAGAGGCCAACUGUCUCUGUCCACCUCCGCCAGCUUCUGGCUGCACGGCCAGGCCCUGCCUCAUGGCAGGCCUACCAGAGCUUGGCUGAGGGCCCAUGCUGCCUCUGGGUCCCUGAUGGGCUAGAUGUAACUUGUGUCUUCUGGUCCCUUAAGGAGCCCAGGUGUUGUAAGGAAUGAAUCGGUCACUGCAUCCUGUAUUGGUUAUGGUUCCAAGAAAAGCAAGUAUCAUUUUUGGCUGCAUUAAAAGAAGCAUCAUGUAUAAAAUAAA
Molecule: messenger RNA, 3136 nt
Organism: Rhinolophus ferrumequinum (greater horseshoe bat)
Lineage: Eukaryota; Metazoa; Chordata; Mammalia; Chiroptera; Rhinolophidae
Gene: NGEF
Product: neuronal guanine nucleotide exchange factor
Exons: 15
Coding region: 257-2371 (704 amino acids)
Biological process (GO): activation of GTPase activity
Molecular function (GO): guanyl-nucleotide exchange factor activity; protein binding
Source: RefSeq, a predicted model, not a curated record